UCUAGAUUAGCACCAAGAACUGAUUCUUCCACCCAAGUUGAUAUCAGCGUCCCACUGAAGGAGAGGACUGACCACAGCUACCUGCUGAACACAGUAAGUCUAUUUCCCAGGCAGAGAGGGGACACAACGGACUGAGUGGAAGACCAGAAGUCUUAAGCUCCCUAGUGUCUAAAGAGUCAAUCAAAGCAGAUCACAGCAGAACUCAUGGAUUGGAAGUUUCUCCAGGGUCUUCUCAGUGGAGUCAACAAGUACUCCACUGCCUUCGGACGGAUCUGGCUGUCGGUGGUCUUCGUCUUCAGGGUGUUGGUCUACGUGGUGGCCGCUGAGCGGGUCUGGAGUGACGACCAGGGACAUUUCGAUUGCAACACUCGUCAGCCUGGAUGCACCAAUAUCUGCUAUGAUUACUUCUUCCCCAUCUCCCACAUUCGCCUCUGGGCCCUUCAGCUCAUCUUCGUCACUUGCCCUUCCUUCAUGGUGGUGUUGCACGUGGCCUACCGGGAAGAGCGGGAACGCAAGUACCGAGCCAAGCACGGAGAGGACACUCGGCUUUACGACAACCCGGGCCAGAAGCAUGGCGGUCUGUGGUGGACCUACCUGAUGAGCCUCUUCAUCAAAACUGGCUUCGAGAUCACUUUCCUCUACUUGCUCCACUACAUCUACGACAGCUUCAAGCUGCCCAGGAAGGUCCAGUGUGACAUCAGUCCCUGUCCAAAUCUAGUGGACUGCUACAUAUCCCGGCCCACAGAGAAGACCAUUUUCACCUACUUUAUGGUGGGGGCGUCCGUCAUGUGUGUGGUGCUCAACAUUUGUGAGAUUUUCUAUCUGAUUGCUUUGCGGAUAGUAAAUCUCAGGCACAGAGGCAGCGUCCACACCUCAUCUAGAAAGAUCUACCCUGGUACGGACUGUGAUGACAGCAAGUCCUCUCUGAAAGGAUAGGUAGAGACCCAGUAGAAGGAUCCAAGACGUCUUCUUAUGCCUUUAAUUGUUAAAUUUUCUUUAUUAUAGGAGACAUUCACUUUUUCUUUCAAAUCUUUAAAUUCACAUCUUUAUGCACACCGAAAGGCCACUGUAAUUGUUAAACCUGAGAUCCCUAGCUAACACUAUUCAAAUAAGGCAACCUCUUGAACUGUCAAACUUAGAGAGCUGAAACGUAAUAUGAGCGUUGAAUGAAUUUUAAAAUAGGGGUCGACUGAUACUUUUGUUUUUCAGGACCAAUGCAGAAAAUAAUUAUUAAUAACCAGGAGACUGAUAACCAACAUUUGGAACGGAUAUACAUUUACAGUAAAAAUUAAAAUCUUGGUUACAAAUUUAGAACCCUAAAAUUACAACCAAAAACUUUGUUAAAAUAUCUCUUUCAAUAAAAGAGAACUUUCCAACAUUAUUCCUUUAGUGUUUUUCAGGCUGUUGCUUGUUGUGUGCAACCAGUAAGAUAAUGCUGUGAGUGAGCCAUUGCUCAAGACAACAGAAGGAUCAUAGAGAGAGAUGAUUUCAUCAGAGCCAAAGCAGCACGUUUCUAAAAAUAUUUUACUUUUUAUUGGUAAUCCGAAAUAACAUUACUGAUAUUUGGAAAAAUGCAGAAUAUUGUAUCCAGUAACUGGCCAAGCCAAUAAUCAGUCGAUCCUUCCUUUAAAGUACCUUCACUACACAUUGCAAAGACUGCAGAUUUUGUCUCCCAUCUGUUUACAAUAGGAAGGGAUCUCCUUAUAGCCAAAACUGUGUAAAUAAUCCUGUGUGAGUAUUUACAACCUUGAAAAAAAGGUGACCGUAUCCUGUAAGGGUAUUCAAAUUUGCGAUGUAAUUUUAGAAUAAUAUGAUAUAAAUGUUCUUUGAACUAUGGUGGUAUUAGAAUUAUUUUCCAUGUAUGAUAAAACAUUUUUGUACAUGAAGACAGUUCACUGAUAUAAUAUGUGAUCAUCAGAUGAAGAAGUCAGUUUUGUAACAAUUGUCAGUAUAAUGAGAUACACUGACUUAUCAUUAAUAUAUUUGUAUUCCCUAAGAUUUUUCUUGGUAUAAUAAAACCUGAGAAAAUUAACAUGA
Molecule: messenger RNA, 2037 nt
Organism: Amphiprion ocellaris (clown anemonefish)
Lineage: Eukaryota; Metazoa; Chordata; Actinopteri; Pomacentridae
Product: gap junction beta-3 protein-like
Exons: 2
Coding region: 205-936 (243 amino acids)
Biological process (GO): cell communication
Cellular component (GO): connexin complex
Source: RefSeq, a predicted model, not a curated record